This is a messenger RNA of Dentiscutata heterogama, 306 nucleotides long. The record is from the annotation of a GenBank genome assembly. NCBI's taxonomy places the organism in Eukaryota, Fungi, Glomeromycota, Glomeromycetes, Diversisporales, Gigasporaceae.
AUGAAUACUGAAGAUACGAUUGCUAAUGAACCUAUAGUGGAUGGAUUGAAGGAUGAUACUGCUACUACAACUGAGAGUAAAGAAGAUAAUUUUAACCAAAAAUUUUCUAAAAAACAAAAAAAAAAUUAUAGACCCAAGGAAUCAGAUUUGAAUGAGAAGGAAUACAAACAAGCCCAGAUUCAUAAUAGUAAUGGAAAGUACAUUGCUUUAAAAAAAUCGUUUGAACAUGAAGAAAUUGCAGUUGAUGCUAUUAAGGAUUUGCCUAAUAACUAUUUAGAUAAAUUAGGUGUACAUAAAAUAGGAUGA